AUGCAGAGAGACUUAACUCCACCUUUUGUGGACGAUGGGCGUAUCGAGGUUGUCGGUUCUAGAGACGCAUGGCACGGAAUCGUCCUACUUGCACCUAAAGUACACGGGACUCGCCUCGCACAGGCACAUAGAAUCCGGUUCGAGUUCCACAAAGGCGCAGCAGAUCACACUUUCAUGAGGAUCGACGGGGAGCCAUGGAAGCAACCGUUGCCAGUGGAUGACGACACUGUUGUAGUGAUCUCACGCCUAGGUCAGGUGAUUAUACUUGCCACGAAUGGCUGCCGAUCAAGGAGUAUGAACGAUCCAUCGACACCGAGACACGAUGCUCACGACGAAGAGGACCGUGAUUGUACAUGGGGAAGAGUUCAAGAAGUUGGAACUGCUGAUACGUUCAAGAUGCCAGAUGAGUUUGACAUUUCCCAUCUUCUUAGUUGA
This is a messenger RNA of Linum tenue, 435 nucleotides long. The record is from the annotation of a GenBank genome assembly. Lineage: Eukaryota; Viridiplantae; Streptophyta; Magnoliopsida; Malpighiales; Linaceae.